Zasmidium cellare ATCC 36951 is the source of this 1149-nucleotide messenger RNA. RefSeq lists its product as uncharacterized. The record is from RefSeq and is a predicted model, not a curated record. The transcript is spliced from 2 exons. Bases 1 to 1149 code for a protein of 382 amino acids. Gene Ontology annotation, biological process: regulation of transcription by RNA polymerase II. Gene Ontology annotation, molecular function: DNA-binding transcription factor activity, RNA polymerase II-specific; RNA polymerase II cis-regulatory region sequence-specific DNA binding. NCBI's taxonomy places the organism in Eukaryota, Fungi, Ascomycota, Dothideomycetes, Mycosphaerellales, Mycosphaerellaceae. Gene Ontology annotation, cellular component: nucleus.
AUGGCCCAACCAAUGCGCGACGGUUACCACGGCUAUCAGCAACACUACAACAUGUAUCCGACUCGAGCCCACUACCCUCAGGUUGAGGUCGCACAAUCGAUACACGUCAACCCAUACGCCCAUUACGCCCAAGCACCGCAACACCCAGCCCAGCAAUCGACAUACGGUCAUCACACGACCCCUCGUUCACCACAACCGUCAGGCUCCCCUCUAUCAGACGAUGGGUUCAAGCCUUCUUUGCCUUCGAUAUCGAAUCUACUUGGCAUCGCUGACCGACCUGGACAAGACAACGCCAUUCGUCAAGUUCAGGUGUUGUCGCAACAAGCACAAGACUCGUCGCAAUCGACACAUCAAUCGCCACAGGAGACGGUCGACAGCAGCAUCACAUCGAGAUACCCAGCACACACGCUUGGAAGCAGCCCUCGAACCAUCAUACAACCACCGCCGAUCCGUAACGACUCGGUCCUCGAAAGCACGCAGAGCCCUUCGACAAUCUCAUCUGGAUCGACGAUAUCAGACCCCUAUUUCGUUGGAUCCGCCAUCAACAACGUCGAGCCUUCAGACCAGCGCGUUGCUCCUGUCCAGGUUCUGAAGCGACACUCGGUCCCCUCACAACCAAACGUGUCUCCCUACGGAAACACUCGUUACACAACGUCUCCGUACGCGGUAUCCCCUGGAUCGGUAUCGGCACCAUCGUACUACUCGCCAACCGAGCCUCAAUACCCCGUCUCUUCAAGUCUCUACCAGCAGCGACCGCUUCCGUCGAACUUCCCACCGCCAGCUCCUGUCGUUCAAUCAUCGACCAACUUGCCCACCAGCAACCCCUGGGAGCACCACCACUACAUCAGUCCUUCGUCGCAAGCGACAUUCCCGCAAUCACAGGAUCGUUACAUCUGUCCGACAUGCAAUAAAGCUUUCAGCCGACCGUCGAGUCUGAAGAUUCAUUCGCACAGCCAUACCGGCGAGAAGCCCUUUAGAUGCCCUCACACGGGUUGCGAAAAGGCCUUCUCGGUGCGGAGCAACAUGAAGCGACACGAGCGAGGCUGCCACGGCGGCAUGUCAAACAAUCACCACCUACCGCAGCACGCUCAUGGCCAUCCCCACGCACACCCACAUGCACACGCGCAGCAUCAUCCACGGAUGCUCUGA